Molecule: messenger RNA, 7203 nt
Organism: Aspergillus puulaauensis
Lineage: Eukaryota; Fungi; Ascomycota; Eurotiomycetes; Eurotiales; Aspergillaceae
Product: type II myosin
Exons: 5
Coding region: 1-7203 (2400 amino acids)
Cellular component (GO): myosin complex
Molecular function (GO): ATP binding; actin filament binding; cytoskeletal motor activity
Source: RefSeq, a predicted model, not a curated record
AUGCUCCCCUCUCAGAUUAAUAGCUCGCCCAAGCGUGCCAAUCCCUUCGGUCGUGCAUCUCCCUCGCCCUCGCCAUCCUCAAGUCCACAGACGAAAGCGCGUCCAAAGUCAGCCGUCAUCGCCUCUGCGGGGAAAUUCGAAGAACCCAAAGUCCAUGCUCGAAACUCGUCCUCCAUCUCCCACUCCUCUCUCGCGCCCUUCUCUCGAAAUGCGAACCGGGAAAGGUCGAACUCUCUGAAAAAUGAUGUGGCAUCUGGCACAUUCGCGCCGGAAUUCAUCAAAACGGAGGAUGUACGUCGAGGCGCGGACCAAAUUCGGGGACAAGAAGGUGACAAUGACUUCUCGGGGAAUAAAUACGUCUGGCUACGUGAUGCCGAGAAGGCCUUCGUCAAAGGGCUUGUCCUAGAGGAGCAGAAUGGGGGUCGGUUACUAGUACAAACAGACGAUGGACAGCGGGAGGUGGACGUUGACCAAGUUGACCGGGUCAAUCCUGCGAAGUUUGAUAAAGCGGAUGAUAUGGCUGAGCUCACACACCUGAACGAAGCUUCGGUGGUACAUAAUCUGCACACACGAUACCAGGCAGAUCUAAUAUAUACCUACUCGGGACUAUUCUUAGUUACGGUUAAUCCUUACUGCCCGUUACCUAUAUACUCCAAUGAGUACAUCAAGAUGUACAAGGGACAAAGCCGAGAAGAGACUCGGCCGCACAUUUUUGCCAUGGCCGAUGAAGCAUUUCGAAAUCUAGUAGAGGAGGGUGAGAACCAGAGUAUUCUAGUGACGGGAGAAUCUGGAGCAGGCAAAACGGAAAAUACGAAGAAGGUCAUCCAAUACCUCGCAGCUGUUGCGACUUCAGAUAAUAUGUACUCCCGCUCUGGCGCCAAGCAGAUGAACACUCUUUCGCAGCAGAUUUUGAGAGCCAAUCCAAUUCUCGAAGCCUUUGGUAAUUCUCAAACGGUCAGAAACAAUAACUCGUCACGUUUUGGCAAGUUCAUCCGAAUCGAGUUCGCUCGGUCUGGUCAAAUAUCUGGGGCUUUCAUCGACUGGUAUCUCCUCGAGAAAUCCCGUGUGGUGAAGCCCAAUUUGCAAGAAAGAAAUUAUCACAUUUUUUACCAAUUGCUCAAGGGUGCCGAUCCUAAAUUGAGGCAGAAUCUACUGCUCUCGAAGCUAGGGAUUGAGGACUUUGCGUACACCAGAGAUGGAAACGAUACAAUUGCUGGCGUAUCAGAUGAAGCAGAAUGGACUUCUUUGCUUGAGGCUUUUCAUGUCAUGAAUUUUUCGGAAGAAGAUCAGGUGUCCAUCUUUCGCACAGUCGCAGCUGUUCUCCACCUAGGAAACAUCAGCAUCAUGAAAGAAAGUCUACGGGCUGACCAAGCCGCCCUUGGCCGCGACGCUCUUGGCAGUGUCGAAAAGGCAUGUCAACUUCUGGGAAUCGAGACCGAACCUUUUGUCAAGGGACUAUUACAUCCCAGGGUGAAGGCCGGCCGCGAGUGGGUAGAAAAGGUCCAAACUCCAGAGCAAGUUCGGCUAGCAUUGGAUGCCCUAGCAAAGGGAAUCUACGAGAGAGGGUUCGGCGAUCUGGUUAACCGCAUCAACAGCCGGCUCGAUAGAAACACCGUCACUGGUGAAGACAACUACUUCAUUGGAGUGCUCGAUAUCGCCGGUUUCGAAAUCUUUCAGAACAACAGCUUCGAGCAGCUAUGCAUCAACUACACCAAUGAAAAACUCCAGCAGUUUUUCAAUCACCAUAUGUUCGUUUUAGAGCAGGAAGAAUAUGCACGGGAGCAAAUCGAGUGGCAAUUCAUCGACUUCGGUAAAGACUUGCAGCCAACAAUCGAUCUCAUCGAAGUGACAAAUCCUAUUGGCGUCUUUUCGUGCUUGGAUGAGGACUGUGUUAUGCCCAAGGCCACAGACAAAUCGUUCACCGAGAAGCUUCAUUCACUGUGGGACACCAAGUCUGCAAAAUAUAGAGCCUCGCGCCUCCGUCAAGGCUUCGUUCUUACCCACUAUGCAGCUGAGGUGGAGUAUUCCACCGAAGGUUGGUUGGAAAAGAAUAAAGACCCCUUGAACGACAAUAUAACGAGAUUGCUCGCAUCUUCGCAGGACAGUCACGUUGCCGAUCUCUUCUCAGACUGCGGCAAUGGUGAUGAAGUCGACUAUCCCAAAAGCCGGGUGAAGAAAGGCUUAUUCCGUACAGUCGCUCAAAGACAUAAGGAACAAUUAUCGAGUUUAAUGAACCAACUCCACUCAACGCACCCCCAUUUUGUUCGCUGUAUUAUCCCGAACCACAAAAAACGUCCAAAAAUGUUGAAUGCGCCCUUGGUUCUUGACCAAUUGCGUUGCAAUGGUGUCCUCGAAGGUAUCAGGAUUGCACGUACUGGUUUCCCCAAUCGAUUAUCAUUCAACGAAUUCCGCCAGCGUUACGAGGUUCUUUGUCGAGAUAUGCCCAAAGCUUACAUGGACGGGCAGUCUGCUGCUCGAAUAAUGCUUCAGAAACUGGCCCUAGAUAAAGCGUGGUUCCGAGUCGGCCGCACGAAAGUGUUCUUCCGCGCCGGUGUUCUUGCAGAAUUGGAGGAGAAACGUGACGAACUCAUCCGCACGAUCAUGACUCGAUUCCAAUCUGUAGCUAGAGGGUUUGUGCAGCGCCGAAUCUCGAACAAGAGGUUGUAUCGUGCGGAAGCAACACGAAUCGUUCAGCACAAUUUCUGUGCCUACCUGGAUAUGAAGUCCAACCCUUGGUGGCGCUUAUUCUCAAGAAUGAAGCCUCUUCUCGGAGAAACACGUACUGCUCAUGAAGUCAAGAGAAGGGACGAUAGGAUUAAGCAGCUAGAGACGAAAAUGAAAACUGACCAUUCGGAACGUCAAAAGAUUGAAGAGGAGAGGCGCCGGGCAGAGAUAGAGAUGCAAAGGAUCCAACAAACCCUCGAGAGUGAGAGAUCCUUGGCUCUCGACAAAGAAGAGAUCUUCAGGAGGCUCCAAGUUCGCGAAGUUGAACUCAGCGAAAAGCUUGCAGGAGCCAUUGCGGAUCAAGAAAACCUCGAGGAUCAGCUGGACGAAUUGAUAUUGGCAAAGAAGAAGACCGAUGAAGAGCUCGACUUACGGAAAACACAACUCGAGCAGGCUGGAGAAAUCAUUCAGCGCCUCGAGGCUGAGAAGAACGAAAUGCAGCAAAGCUUAGAGGGGCUGGAGCGGAGGAUGGCUGACUCUCAAAGUAAUUCGUCUAAGGCGGAAAUUCAGAUUACAGAACUUGGCCAAGAGGUCAAGAUGCUACAAAGUCACCUCAGCUUGAAAGACCGCAAACUGCAGGAUUUGGAGGCGAAAUUGCUGAAAACAGACCAGGAUCUUGAUGUCAAGUUCGCAAAGGCAUCAAAAGAGCUGGACCAGUCGAAGAAGGAAGUCAAGGAACUUCUGGAUGAGAACCGCUCUAUUCGUCAGCAAAUCUCUGACCUCUCGAACACGUCCACCAGUUAUGAGGAAUUGCUCCGGCGUAAAGAAAGCGAACUGUCCGUCCUCCGGAACGACGCCAAAAAACACGCCGAGGACAAGAAGCAACUGGAUAUUGAAAAGUCUAGCCUUUCAACGCGCCACGACAAUAUGCAAAACAGACUACGGGAGCUUCAAGCUCAAGUUGAUGCCAUGAAAUCAGAGAAGGCUCAACUAGAACGCGAGGCUGUUGAUGUCCGAAAUCUUCUACAGGCAAAGAUGUCCGAGGAUGCAGAGGCCGGAGAGAGUCGCAAGCUACUUGAGCAGCAGACUCGGGACUUAAAGAACCAACUCUUUCAGGCACAGGCAGACCUCAGUAGAGAGAGACAGUCAAGAGAUGACGUCCAAAUGCUUGCGGAGCACAAUUUUGCGGAGUUAAAAGACAAGUAUGAGACAUUGAAUGAGGCGAAGAUCACCAUUGAAAAAGAGAUGUAUAUCCAACAAGACAGCCUUCGACGAGCUACAGAGGCUCGUGUCGCCGCCGAACAAUCCCGGAAAGAGCUUCAGACGGAACUCAUCAAGCUUCGCGAGCGGUUCACCAGUGUUGAAGAUGCUCGCCUGAGAGCUGAGGCUGAAAUGGAACAGAGUCUAGUGAAGCAAAACAAUCAGCGCCUAGACAGCAUCAGGAAAGAAUUCGACGAUACGGUGGCCCGUUUGGAAGAUGUAGAGUCGGAGAGGUCGCGCCUUGCAGGUCGAGAACAGCAAUUGAUGAACGCAAUCGCUGAAUCUGAAAACUUCCGUAUCCGCCAUGAUCAGCAUAAAGAACGCUUGGAGAGAGAAUUGGUUACCCUCAAGGGCCGGUUAACGGCCUCCGAAAACGACAAUCGUGCGCUCUUAACCAAAAUUCAGCAGAAGAACUUAGACAUCGCUAGGUCGACUUCAAAAGCCAGUGAAAACCAACGCCUACGUGUUACAACCCUCCAGAAAGAAAAGACAAAGCUCGAGGAAGACAACAAGGCACUUUCGCGUCAGCUAGGGGAUCUGCAACUCUCCGUAACGUCAUUGGAGAAGCAGAAAGAGAAACUUUCCCUGAACGUGGAGGACCUAAACCACGAAGUCAACAGAGAACACAAGACUAGCCGAAAUGCUGAAAAAGCUGCCUCCACAGCCUCUAUUCAGCUCGCGGAAGCAAACCGAAACUUGGAGACCGAGAGGCAACUCAGGACACAGGCACAAGCGAAUACGCGAAAGCUGCAAAGCUCGCUAGACUCCGGAAAUAAGGAAAUCGAAAACUUGCACCGACAGCUCAUGCUUCUACAUAAGGCCGUCGAACCGGAAGCAGAGAAUUCCGCUGAUUCAUGGGAGAAGAUUCAGCCUGACUUGUCCAAGAAGGUGGACCUCGCCCAGCUGCUGGAAACUGUGCGAAGUCAACUUCAAGUGUCCGAGGAAAAAUACAAUCGAGCAGAAGGCCAACUUACAGAGAUGCGUCGUCGACACGGGGAGGAGAUGAAGGAUCUUGAUGCCCGUCACUCCUCAUCCAAACGUGCGUUGCUGGAAGAAAUUGAUCAGAACCAAGUCGCUGGAAAUCGCACCCCUACUCAUCUCCGGAAGAACUCUGAAAGUGCCAUUGCGAAGAAGCUUGGAACCCCAACAACGCCCAAUCGCCGACUAAACUUGAACGACAACACAAAUGAUUCCGCGCGAUCAGACAAAACGGUAGAUACAGUGGGCUACCAAAAGCGCAUGGACCUGGCAGGCGAGAUUGAGGAGCUCCAAAACAAACUCCAAAUGAGCGAGAUGCAGAACAAGCAUCUCCAAGGCCAGCUCGACCGGUCUGCUCCGCGGGACAUAUGGCAGGAUGAAAGCCCCUCGGUUAGGCGCAUGCAACUUCUAGAGCGAGAGAAUGGCCGUCUGCACGACCAACUCGAUGAUUCCUCCAAGAAGGUAUCAGCUUUGGAAAGGAGCAUUCGCUCUGGGGAGCUGUCAUUGCGUGAUGUUCAGGCCAAAUCCCACGAAGAGCUCUACGACCUCAUCAACUCUCAAGAGCAGUCCAGGAGGUCAUUGCUUAGAGUACACAAUGAAACUGUCGCGGAAAUCACAGAUGCCAAAGGGCAGUUUGAGAAGCUAAAACGAGCAAAGGCCACCCUUGAGGUUGAACUCCGUGAUGCAUGCUCAGAAGCUCAAGAAUUGCAGGUCGCCAGGGAGCAGGAUGUUGUAAGCAGAAACCAACUUCUUCAAGAAUUUUCCGAUCUGCAAAUUCGUCUCGAUGCGGAAACGUCCAAGUCGGCGGACCUUGGCGCUAGCCUCGGUCUCUAUAAGAGCCGUGCGGACGAGUAUUUCAGCAAGCUCGAGCAAGCAGAGAUCACACUUCUCAAAGCCACCAGAGCGGAGCAAUUCGCCAAGUCUCAGGCUAAAGAGACCGAGGACAGCUGUGCACAGAUCAUGGCCGAGCGCAAAGAGAUGGAGGCAAUGAUAGACGAUCUACAACGACAGACACAGUCAUUUGAAGCUCGAAUGGAGGAUCAAGCCGCUGAACUGCAAGGUGCCCUUCAGGCGAAGCAACGUCUACAAAACGAGCUUGAGGACUACCGGAACCAGCGCGCCAUUGAUAUCGAGGAUAAGGAGACUUCAAUGGAGCAAACAAGGCAGAAAUACCAACGCGAGAUAACCACACUCAACAACGAACUUCAGAUGGAACGUGAGAAGGUUCUUAGCGGCCGAGGGGAGACGUCUCGUCUCCGAGAAGACCUUGAAGACCUUCGCAGCAAGUGGGAUAACGAGGUGCUGAACAGCUCAACAUGGGCUAAAGAAAAGUCGCGCAUGGAGAUUAUGCUGCAGGAUGUGACAACGUCCCGCGAUGAAGCAGCCGCUGCACACAAUGAAGCCCAAUCGAGGGUUGUUUCUCUCUUGUCGCAAGUCAGGAGCCUAAGAACUUCGGUCGAUGACGUGACUGCGGAACGCGAUAUUCUUCUCAAGGAGAAGAAGAUGCUUGAAGCACGGUUGACGGAAGCCGGAGAACGGUUGGAAGACCUCGCCAAGGGUGAAAGCCCGUCCAUGCGUAACGCCGCAAGCAUGGAUCGUGAGUUGUUAGAGCUUAAGGCCAAGCUUGCUCAGCAGGAAGAUGUUUCCCUUGCAGCUGUCGGGAAAAUGAGACGUGCAGAGGCUCUUGCUACUGAAAUGCAGAAGGAGGUGACCGCUGAGAGAGAGUCCAACGCACAGCUCUUCAAGGAUAAGGCCGCCUUGGAGAAGCAGUUGAAGGAAUCACAACUACGGUGUGUCGACCUGGAAACAAAGAGCUACUCCUCGGGUAGCCAGGAUAUCAGAUUCCUUCAUAAGAGAAUCAAGGAGUUGGAAGCCCAUCUCGAGGAACAAGAAGCGAAGAAUAGCUCAGAACAGCGAUCGGUGCGAAACGUUGAUCGUACGGUCAAGGAUCUACAAUCUCAGAUUGAGAGACGCGAGAAGAUGAAUUCUCAGCUCGAAGAGGAUAUUAAUAGAGGUCGCGAGAAGGUUGAGCGCCUUCUCAAGAGCAUCGAUGAACUGCAACAAAGCGAGUCGGACUCUCAGCUCCAGGCCCGCCGAGCAGAGCGAGAGUUACGCGAAGAGCGCGAGAAGUCGCUUAAGCUCGAGCGUGAGUUGAAUGGGUGGAAGGCUCUCAGAGUCGAGCGGGGGGUCGGAAGGAGCCAUGUCACUUUCAGUGAUACUGGAAGCCGGCGAGGAAGCGGCGCUUACACCACUGGCGACCUACCGCAACGCAUGCCCAGCAACACCAAAGGCUUCCUGUAG